This is a messenger RNA of Choloepus didactylus (southern two-toed sloth), 1155 nucleotides long. RefSeq names its product testis specific serine kinase 4 (gene TSSK4). The record is from RefSeq and is a predicted model, not a curated record. The transcript is spliced from 4 exons. Gene Ontology annotation, biological process: intracellular signal transduction; microtubule cytoskeleton organization; protein phosphorylation. The coding region runs from base 76 to 1092 and encodes 338 amino acids. Gene Ontology annotation, cellular component: cytoplasm. Gene Ontology annotation, molecular function: protein serine/threonine kinase activity; tau-protein kinase activity; ATP binding. NCBI's taxonomy places the organism in Eukaryota, Metazoa, Chordata, Mammalia, Pilosa, Megalonychidae.
UUCAACAUAUUGGCUUCUGAGCAGAGAGGUGGCUUCCAAGUGGCGAAGCUCCUUGUUCUCAGCAAGUCCAACACCAUGGGGAAGGGAGACACCUCAGAGGCACCACCAAACGCCACGGCCCACCGCUCUGUCAUGGAGGAGUAUGGUUACGAGGUGGGCAAGGUCAUUGGUAAUGGCUCCUAUGGGACAGUGUAUGAGGCUUACUACACAAAACAGAAGGUCAUGGUGGCUGUCAAGAUCAUCUCAAAGAAGAAGGCCUCUGAGGACUAUCUUAACAAGUUCCUGCCCCGUGAGAUACAGGUAAUGAAGGUCCUGCGGCACAAGUACCUCAUCAACUUCUAUCAGGCCAUUGAGACCACAUCCCGAGUGUACAUCAUUCUGGAGCUGGCUCAGGGUGGUGAUGUCCUGGAAUGGAUCCAGCGCUAUGGGGCCUGCUCUGAGCCUCUUGCUGGCAAGUGGUUCUCCCAGAUGACCCUGGGAAUCACCUACCUGCACAGCAAGGGCAUCGUGCACCGCCUGACCCCCAGCCUUUCUGCUGCUGGUAGGGACUUAAAGUUGGAGAACCUGUUGCUGGACAAGGGGGAGAAUGUGAAGAUAUCGGACUUUGGCUUCGCCAAGAUGGUGCCUUCUAGCCAGCCUGUGCGUAAUAGCCCUUCUUACCGCAACAUGAACUGCUUUUCCCACCUCAGCCAGACCUACUGUGGCAGUUUUGCUUAUGCCUGCCCAGAGAUCUUGCUAGGCUUACCCUACAACCCUUUCCUGUCUGACACCUGGAGCAUGGGCGUCAUCCUCUACACCCUAGUGGUCGCCCGUCUGCCCUUUGACGACACCAAUCUCAAGAAGCUGCUGAGAGAGACUCAGAAGGAGGUCACUUUCCCACCUAACUACACCAUCUCCCAGGAGUGCAAGAACCUGGUUCUCCAGAUGUUACGCCAAGCUACCAAGCGUGCCACCAUCCUGGACAUCGUCAAGGAUCCCUGGGUGCUCAAGUUCCAGACUGAGCAACCCACCCAUGAGAUCAGGCUGCUGGAGGCUAUGUGCCAGCCCCCUGCCACCACUACUCGACACCAAUCUUUGGAAAUCAAGAACUGAGAAUGGCUGAGGGAGGGGGCAGGAAGAGGAGCAAAGCAGGAGGAGGGUCUGGGGCUAAUAUCU